Phyllostomus hastatus (greater spear-nosed bat) is the source of this 3909-nucleotide messenger RNA. RefSeq names its product tudor domain containing 12 (gene TDRD12). Gene Ontology annotation, molecular function: ATP binding; nucleic acid binding. The record is from RefSeq and is a predicted model, not a curated record. The coding region runs from base 1 to 3909 and encodes 1302 amino acids. NCBI's taxonomy places the organism in Eukaryota, Metazoa, Chordata, Mammalia, Chiroptera, Phyllostomidae. Gene Ontology annotation, biological process: germ-line stem cell division; transposable element silencing. The transcript has 32 exons.
AUGUUGCAGCUGCUAAAUCUCAAAAUUGAGGAUCCAGGUUGCUUCUGGGUUAUUAUAAAAGGGUGUAGUCCCUUUUUAGAUCAUGAAGUUGACUAUCAAAAACUUAAUAGAGCCAUGAAUGACUUCUAUAAUACCAUGAGUCAAGACAUAGAAAUAAAACCAUUAAUGUUGGAGGAAGGGCAGGUGUGUGUGGUUUACUGUCAGGAACUCAGGUGCUGGUGCCGGGCUGUCAUUAAGUCGAUUGUGUCUUCAGCAGACCAUUACCUGGCAGAGUGUUUCCUUGUGGAUUUUGCCAAGUACAUUCCAGUGAAAUUGAAAAACAUCCGAGUUGCAGUAGAAACUUUUAUGCAGCUUCCCUAUAGAGCAAAAAAAUUCAGACUGUACUGCACAAAGCCUGUUACAUUACACGUUGACUUCUGCGAAGACAGUGCUAAGAUUGUACGCGCCAAGAAGUGGGAUGCUGCAGCUAUUCAGUACUUUCAGAACGUUCUAAAAGCAACUACCCAGGUGGAAGCCAAAUUGUGUGCUGUGGAAAAAGAUACUUUUGAGGUUUACCUUUAUGUAACUAUUAAAAAUGAAAAAGUUUGUGUUAAUGAUGAUCUGGUUGCAAAGAACUUCGCCUGUUAUGUGUCACCCAUGGAGAAUAAAAACCUUGAUUCUUCGGAGAAACCAGCCUUGAAUAUAAAGUCAGCACCCUUUCCCAAUAAACUCAACCCGGCACUUGCUCUUUGGCCAAUGUUUUUGCAAGGAAAUGACUCUCAAGGAAUGGAAAGUGAGUUCCUGGUGCAGUCUCUCCAGCAUUCAUGGCCCAAGUGUGUGGCGGGUGACCCAGGGCCAAUGGCCCGAUCUCGGCUGAAUAAAACUAUAAAAUGUAACAUGGAUUCCUUGAGUGGUUCACCUACAAAAAAAUCUGAAGAGAAACAACAAUGCAUCUCUUUAAAAGAUGUAAAUAAGUGUGUUGAAUCUUCAGUGUACUGGCCAGCAAAAAGAGGCAUAACCAUAUAUGCUGAUCCAGAUAUACCAGCACCCAGUGCUUUAUGUGAGAAGUCAAACGAGAAACCACUUCGACUGGCUGAGAAGAAAGAACACAAUGAGAAGAAUGGCUGUGUAAAAUUAUUGCAGUUUUUAAAUCCUGAUCCUCUGAGAACUGACGGAAUCUCUGAUCUGAAACAGUUGCAGAAGCUGACGAGCUCGCAGCCGCCCUCUGCCCUGCUCCAGAACAGGGUGGAGCCUUGCCUCUCCCUCGACACGGCGCCGCUGUCGGCCGGCCUGAAAAAGGCUCUUCAAAGAAAUAAGUUUCUGGGACCUAGCCACACUGAAUCUUACUCUUGGCCUCCCAUAGCACGUGGCUGUGAUGUGGUUGUCAUUUCUCAGUGUGGAAAUGACCCUUUGUUGUACCUUCCACCAGUGCUUACGAUUUUGCAGACAGGGGGCUGCUACAAGUCAUUACCAAGUAGAAACGGACCUCUGGCAGUCAUCGUGUGUCCUGGGUGGAGAAAGGCCCAAUGUAUUUUUGACUUAUUGGGAGAGUAUAGCGUGUCCUCCAGGCCUCUUCAUCCUAUGGUGUUAACCAUUGGACUCCACAAAGACGAAGCCAAAAAUAUGAAGCUUCCAAGGGGGUGUGAUAUAAUUGUUACAACACCACAUAGCCUCUUGAGACUUUUCAAAUAUCAAAGCUUGUUAUUUCUUAGACUCUGCCACCUCAUUUUGGACGAGGUGGAAGUAUUACUCUCUGAAGCUAAUGAACAAGUGUUUGCUAUACUAGAUAACUUUAAAAAAAAUAUUGAAGUUGAAGAAAGGGAAUCUGCACCACACCAGAUUGUCGCAGCUGGGGUUCGCUGGAGCAGGCACCUAGAGCACGUCAUCCGGGAGUUCAUGACCGAGCCCUACGUGGUCGUCACCGCCAUGGAGGAGGCCGCGCUCUGUGGCAGCGUCCAGCAGGUUGUACAUCUUUGCCUAGAAAGUGAAAAGACCUCUACUUUACUCCAAACUCUUGAUUUCAUCCCCAGUCAGGCACAGAAAACCUUGAUCUUUACCUGUUCUGUAGCUGAAACUGAAACAGUGUGUAAGGUAGUAGAAAGCUGUUCAGUAUUUUGCUUGAAAAUGCAUAAAGAAAUGGUUUUUGAUUUAAAAAGUGUAUUAGAACAGUGGAACAAGAAGUUAAGUUCUGGCUCUCACAUUGUAUUAGCCCUGACCGAUGACUGCACACCCUUCUUGGCCAUCACCGACGCCACGUGUGUCAUUCACUUCAGCUUCCCUGCUUCGCCCAAAAUUUUUGGUGAACGUCUAUAUUGCAUGUCUGAUCAUUUUCAGAGUUUAACUGAACAGGGUUCUCCUGCAAAACCGGGAGAUACGAAAACGAGGUCUGUCUUGCUGCUGACGGAGAGGAGUGCCGGCCAUGCCGUUGGUGUUCUGCGCUACUUGGAAAGAGCGGAUGCCAAGAUCCCGUCGGAGCUGUAUCAGUUUACUGCAGGGGUUCUAGAAGCUAAGGAAGAGAAAAAAGCCAGAAGGCCUCUUUGUCCAUAUCUUAAGGCUUUUGGAUUUUGCAAACACAAAAGGAUUUGUCCUGAGAGACACCAUGUUAAUCCAGAAAUAGACAUGCCAAGGAAAUUAUCCGACCAGGCGAUACCGACGUUUGGAUACAUUAAAAUAAUACCCUUUUACAUUGUGAAUGCAACACAUUACUUUGGCCGUAUAGUUGAUAAACAUGUGGAUCUUUAUGCAACUCUUAACGCUGAAAUGAAGGAGUAUUUUGAAGAUACCAGUAAUAAAACAACUGUUGAACAGGUGGAGAAAUUUGGACUAUAUGGAUUAGCAGAAGAAACAGUUUUUUACAGAGUUCAAGUGCUGGAGAUGGGCCAGGAGGAAGACCAGUGGGCCCUGGAUAAAGUCCUGGUGAAGUUUAUAGAUGAAGGCAGGACUGGGCUCGUCCCAAGAGAUCAGCUGCUGCGUCUCCCAGAAAGUUUCCGCCCCCUGCCCCCCCAGGCAGUGGAGUUCAUUGUUUGCAGAGUGAAACCUGCUGACGGUGAAAUUGAAUGGAAUCCUAAGGUUACUAGGUACAUUCAUCACAAAAUUAUUGGAAAAUUGCAUGAUGCAAAAGUGAUACUGGCUUUAGGAAAUACAGUUUGGAUUGAUCCAAUGGUGCACAUCACAAAACUUUUAAAUUUGAAAACUUCUGUCAUUGAUUACAAUGUUCGAGCAGAAAUUUUGUCAAUGGGAAUGGGCAUUGAUAAUUCAGAACACAUAGAACAACUGAAAAAAUUAUACAAAGGAGCUAAAAUGCCACCUGUCGAAAAAAGCCUAAGCCAGACCCUAGUGCCCCCGCCAGAAGGCCUGCGAAGCACACAGCAAGAGGAUGCGGACAGGGGUUCAGAAAGACGUGCUGACUCUGAGAGAGACGCAGAAAACCAAAAGCAUGAAACUGCACCUGAAAACACCGGAGAUGCUUCCAUUAACAAAACCACAGAGCCUCUGAAAAGCUUCCACCCACAGAUAAAGUGGUUCCAGAAAGAUGAUGUGGUCAUACUGAGGAUGCGGAUAAGGAAUGUGAAAGAUUACAAAUGCAAAUAUUUUAGAGAUCGAGUCACUUUUAGUGCCUGGGUAGGAGAGAAGUUUUACUUGGCUGAUUUGGAGCUGCAGGCCAACAUAAUAAAAGAUGAUUGCAAGUGUGCAAUUAAAAAUGACGAACCCGUGAUCACCCUUGCGAAAGAGAGAAGGGAACCCUGGCACAGCUUACUCAGACAGAGGAAUCCUAAUGUGGCUUUUGAUUUUGACCACUGGGAAGAAUGUGAAGAGGAGAGCCACUUCUCCAAGGUCGUACACACUAAAAACCUGUCCUGCAAAGUGGCAGAGGUGACCAGUGAGGACAGUGACCAAACUUCAGAGGAUGACGGAAGCGAGAGCGAAUGA